CUGAGAAGACUGAGGCGCGCACUAUCAGGUCCGCUUCUCAAUAAGGGAGUCGCGGCCAAGAGCAGACAGAGCAUUCAUUCCGCCGGAGCCUUUUGCUACGCCGGAGAAGUAAAUUAGCUCCCUGUCAUCUGGUCCCCGGAGCCCAGGAGGACUCCAGGAGGAGCUCAUUUUCUAAUUCUCACCUCUGGCUGUUUGUGAUCUGGAUUUUGGAGGAACUUGUCAGCUGUUGGGGAGGAUAUACUCUAUUAAUUCCUUUUUCAUGUAACAGAAGAGAAUUAAACUGCCGGCUCGGGGAAGAUGGAUAAAUUGAAAACAAAGGAGUGAGUCUGCCGGGGCAGGCAGCGACGACCCUCUUCCCUCCUGAACACUGCUCAGACCGGCCUCACCAUGUCCUGGAUACUCGUCUUGUGGAUUAGCCUCGGCUUCCUGUUGCUCUGCCAAGCGACCCUCUACCAGACCAUCCAGCAGCACCACGUGGCCCGACCGGGACGCACUGACAUCCUCACUCUGGAGGGCGGGACAUGUGAGGUGAUAGCAGCGCACCGGUGCUGCAACAAGAACCGGAUCGAGGAGCGUUCGCAGACGGUCAAGUGCUCCUGUUUGCCGGGGAAAGUAGCCGGGACGACACGCAACAAACCCUCCUGUGUGGAUGCGUCAAUCGUCAUCGGCAAGUGGUGGUGCGAGAUGGAGCCGUGCCUGGAGGGAGAGGAGUGCAAGACUCUGCCUGACAACUCCGGUUGGAUGUGUUCUUCUGGGAACAAGAUCAAGACCACGAGGAACACCCAGCCAUACUCCCCUUUUUAGCUUCUGGAAGCAAAAUGCAGAGGACGCGUCCACAGAAAUUGAGCUGCAUUCUUGCUUCUGUAAAGAUUAAUCCCAGGACCUAACAGAGAGCUCCCUGGCUGGGCUGCGCUCCAGGAUCUUCCCCUCAUCUUCCCUGUCUCUACACGCCGUGCGGACUAACACUAUUACAUCCACGACUGGAUUACCUGCGAGCACAGAGAAAGGAUAUCCAGCAGAUAAGACAGCUUUGCUUGCGUGGUGCCAAGGAUUUGAAACCACACUAAUCCCCCGUUUGAUCAAUGAGCCCCACGUUGGUGACUCUUCUCUUCCAGUUCCAGCCCUGCUCUGCCGGAUCUUACCCCCCGUUUUGCCCCAUCCCGUGACCAAAACGGCUGGAUUUCUGUGGAACUCCUGCGGCGGCGCGAUGACACCCUUUGGUUCGGUGGUGUUCGGAUCACUUGCUGGACUGUUUUGCAGUGACUUCCCAGCAGAAAAACGUAACGAGCGUCUGCCCGUGGCCUCAUUUACCAUGACCAGAUUUCAGUUUCCUUUUUAGGGCAUGCCAGUGUAAACUUCAAGAGACCUUCUUUGUAUGUACAAACUGUGUAUACUGUAUAAAUAGAUAUAUUGAGACGUUACAUAUGAAGUAAGAGAUCCAAGAUUAUAUGUGAGUCAUGGAAUUCCGUUCAAUAUAAGUACAAAUAUUGUGUUUUCGACUGCGGAAGCUUCUGCUCUACCAACCCCACACAAGCAACAGACGCAAGGAAUUAUCUGACAGCCACAAUCGGACCUUAAUCUGAGAUCUCUCCUGCGUCUCUGCCAUUCAAAGUGUUGAUAAACGUUUCCGCGGCGCUGGAAAGUCUCCAUCAUUUAUCCAGAAAAUGAGGCCGUGACGGAGGGAAACAGCCAGUUGGCUUCUACGGAUGUGAGGACACGACAGAAGACUCUUCUGGGAGAUUGAAAAAAGGUUUUCUAUGCUCAUAUCCAGUAGCACAUUUCUGCAUACGUAACUCUUGCUUUGGAGCGCGUCUUCUCGUUUCUUUGUUUCCAUGAUUUGGUCGUUCAAAGUCAGAAUUGUAUUCACACAACCAUUUUUUUCCCCGUUUCGUUUUGUUAUUGAUUUCAGCAGCCUAAUUUUAUACCUAGUCGUCGCUCAUUAAACCCACAGCGUUAUUGAAAGCAACAGACUCAUUUUUUAAAUGAGAAAUCUUGUGUCCUUACCUGGAAAGAUCAUCUGGGAGUUUAUCGCACGUUCUGUAUGACGAUGAUUCAACGGCAUCUGAAAGUGUGCAAUAUGCAUUUUCAGCCCACUUGCUGUUUUUUAAGGGCUCAAACUACAGUAGUAAUGACUCAGUUUAGGAGAACAAUUCGACAUGUUUUGUUUGUUUAUGGCCCAUGCCAGUGUCAGCACUGAGCACACCACCUCAUCUGCACUCAGACCCCAAGUUUUAAAAGGUUUUCUCUAUAUUAUCCAUGGAAAAAAAGAAUCCGUGUAGCCCAUUACUGUCAUUUCUGUUGUGUUCAAGACACGGGGCGGGACCCAAGUGCAGUAAUGGAAGAGUCAGAGGAGGCUGACAGCAGGUCGAAUACAAUAGUCAAAAAUACAACAAAAAGCAUCACGAUCCGGGAGAAAUAAACUUAAGUCCAAAAUGUUUCCGAACUGGGAUGAGUCCGCAACGGAUUAAAGUCCAACCAAAAGUGUCACCAAAUCUGGAGAACGAAUCCAAGCGGAGUCUGUAAAUAGAGAAAACAAACACAAUGAACAGUAAAACACAAGCUAACUACAGUGGUCGUCAAAACAAACGCACGAGCAGUGAAAAGCAACAUCAAAGAGAAAACCAGGAAGCAACACGGUGCAAAUAGACAAAAGGAAGAACGGCACAAAACUCAGAGCACCCGGGUUUUAGAAGGAGUGAACCAAAGAUAAGCCAACGAACAGAUAAAAGAGCGACGGAACAAGAACCUGGGACACAAAUGAAGUCGAUCUGGCACACGUUGCUGGAGUACAGGUGUUUUUAUGCACAGAUGCGGAUAAUCAACUCCAGGCAUGUGCCCCAAAAACGGGAA
Messenger RNA from Synchiropus splendidus (mandarinfish), 2850 nucleotides. Its product is annotated as chemokine-like protein TAFA-1. Gene Ontology annotation, molecular function: receptor ligand activity. NCBI's taxonomy places the organism in Eukaryota, Metazoa, Chordata, Actinopteri, Syngnathiformes, Callionymidae. Gene Ontology annotation, biological process: neuroblast differentiation; regulation of neuroblast proliferation. The coding region runs from base 388 to 804 and encodes 138 amino acids. The record is from RefSeq and is a predicted model, not a curated record. The transcript has 6 exons.